UGUAAGAAUGUUUGAAGACAAGACUUCCUUCAUCUUUUUAUCGAGUCAGAUCGAUUCAAUUACCUGAUCGUAUCUACCUUUUCUCGCCAAGCCACUUACGAAUUUAUCGCUUGCUUGAAAAGACAAUGAGCCGACGUGAAAUGUUCUUCUUCGAGAUGGAUAAAGAAAGAAAGAAAGAAUGAGUGAAGGAGAGAGAUGGAGAGAGAAAGAGAGAGGUAGAAAGAAAGAGAUAGAAAGAAAGAGAGAGAGAGGUAAAAAGAGAGAGACUGUAAUGUGCAAUGGCAUUUACCGGUUGCUCCUUUCACGCAAAACGUUCGCGUUCCAGUCUUGUCUCUUCCUUCGAAGACGGAUCAGGAUCGACAUGGUGUAAUGAGAAUAAUGGAAAACAACCAUAGGAUGUUAUACGUGAACUCGUAGAAAUAUAGAGUAAAGAAAGAAAGAGAUAAUAAGAUAGAAGGUGUACACGAAGGAAAUUUGAGUGAACAUCCUAAGUUCAUUUUCGUUACUUUCACUUGAACUCAUUGUAUCGUCGUAUAGUAGAUAGUUUAUACGUUAAAUCGGCGAUUUUAUUCAUAUUAUUAAAAAACACUUUUCGAAAAUCUUGUCUCGAUUGUGUUUUUCGGAAUGGAGGGCCGAGUAGAAUCGUGGAUUCUCGGAAUCGUUUUACAUUGCACCAUAUUCAUCGUUCUUGCACGUCCCGAAGAAGUAUUUAAUACAACGCCCCCACCGUUGAGAACAAAUUUUUCCUGUUUUGGUAGAGUCAUGGGAUUCUACGCAGACAUUGAAGCAGAUUGUAAGGUUUAUCACACGUGUGACGACCAUGGCAACAAGUUCAGCUAUCGUUGCCCGGAAGAAACGGCCUUCCGACAAGAUGCCUUGAUUUGUGAUCACGCGAGACUCGUCGAUUGUUGUGCUACAACUUACGACGGUAAAAAGUCUCUUCGUGGGAGUACAAGUGAAGAAGAAAAUCUAGGCUUAAACGUACCUUCGCUCUUCAAUGUUCCACCGUCGUUGGAUAACUCGAACGAUCACCGUUCCUUUUCUAGAUCCUUCCAAGUAAUUCAACCUCCUGACCAAUCGUUAACUGAUAAGACGCAACCUGGCUUUGUUUUCAGUGCCAGGGUUUUCUUGAGAAAUCGACAGGAUCAUGAUCUUCAUAGGAAGUCAAUGAACCUUCAGGAGACCGAACCUAUUCUAGACAAAUCUCGAUGCAAUCGUAAUGAAGAACAAAAAACGGCAACAGAUUCCAAUCCGAAAAAGCAGGUCUUUCAGUUUUCCUCGACACCUCGUUCAUUCUCUCGUGAUUCUAAGGAAGACUCUUCUUUGUCUAAUCGAUUCUCGAGUUUCACGCGGUCAGAUUUAGAAACGAAGGGCUUACUUGGUCGAACGUUCGUCAACGUGCCAGUGAUUUCCACGAAAACUCAACCACCUCGAAAGAAUUCUUUCCAAACUACUACUGUCUUUUCUUCGAGCACGAAACUUCCAACUAACGAUAUUCCUAGACCCUACUCAAACACUUACAAUAAUAGAGAUUACCCUUAUUUUGAGACUCUCAGAUCGAUCCAGGCCAAUGCUAAGUCAACGAUCACGACUACAUCAAGAACGACGAUAGCUACCACAGAAAUUCCUGUUCAUGCUCUUACUAUGUCUUUGAAGCCCUUAGUACCCAAUGAAUUGGAAUACGAUCCUUAUUAUCCAAGGACUCCAACCUCUACGGAAGCUUAUUACACGGAUAGCCACAUCAACAAGGGUUUCGAAUCCUUUCGGUAUACGACGCAACCAUCUUGGUCGGGUAUCCACUUUGAAAUACCAGCUGUUUUGCCUGAUCUUAACACUUUGGAGGAUCUCGUAGAUCGUCGAAAAUUAUUCUACAUUCCUCGUGUUACCAGACAUUAAUUUUAAUCUAUAA
Molecule: messenger RNA, 1909 nt
Organism: Polistes canadensis
Lineage: Eukaryota; Metazoa; Arthropoda; Insecta; Hymenoptera; Vespidae
Exons: 2
Coding region: 625-1896 (423 amino acids)
Cellular component (GO): extracellular region
Molecular function (GO): chitin binding
Source: RefSeq, a predicted model, not a curated record